UGCGGAUGCGUGUGGAGCUUCUGCAGGAGGCGCUGGACACCCGAGGAGACGCGUUGCUGGCGGAGUUCGAAGCCUCCAUCCCAGACUUUGUGAGGCGCGCGGAGGAGCUGGCGAAGCAAGUGGACCCGCGCCGGCUGGUCAUGACCCUGGCUUGGCAGGUUCUCACCGCGGGGCCCAUGAGCUGGGGCUGCGUGCUGUCCAUGGUGGUGUUUUGCGCGCUGCUCGUCAAGAACCUGAGGGCCUCCGGUCGUCUGGGCGACUCGGAGGAGACUUGGCCCUUGACGGACGCGGUGGCCGCUGUGCUGUUGACCACACGCAAGACCUGGCUCAUGGAACAGGGAGGCUGGGAGGGCUUCCUGCGAGCGUUCGGGCCGGGGACGCCCACCUAGGAGAGGAGCCGUAGACGCCGAGCUCCGACGGGCAGCGACAGUGAAGACGAGAAGAGAGACAGAGACUUUGGACUUGUACACAACUUU
Lethenteron reissneri (Far Eastern brook lamprey) is the source of this 476-nucleotide messenger RNA. RefSeq names its product anti-apoptotic protein NR13-like. The record is from RefSeq and is a predicted model, not a curated record. Gene Ontology annotation, biological process: regulation of apoptotic process. Lineage: Eukaryota; Metazoa; Chordata; Hyperoartia; Petromyzontiformes; Petromyzontidae.